UUGAAGUGUUUCCAAUGAAUGUGCAUUGUUGGGCUUUCUAAUGCGGAUUGGUAAGGUUAAUGUGAAAUUAGAAAAGGCACCGGCACUUAUUUUGCACAUCAUUCUUAUAUAAAUAAUCCUACAAUAAUGAAUAACGAAUGCAGUGUACAAUUAUAAAAUAGUAAAAAGUGACAGUGUGAAAGGGACAACAUGCCGGAUACCUUGUCUCUGUCCGCCGGAGUGAGCUUGGGACUUAUAGCUGGGAUAGUGUCUGGAGUAUGCUACCUCGUCGCUAAUGGACUCACUUGGCCUAAACCUGACAACCGCCGGCGAUGUAUAACUGAUUCGUCCGAUGACAGCCUCUGCUUCAGAUGCGGCGGAGACACGCGCGGCGGUCUGGUACCUUGCAUCUGCAUACGGGAGAGGCCUCUCAAGUUUGAAUCCGGAGCGUGGCUGCUGCACCAAGUGCAACGUGCUGUGAGCCUGAUGCCCUGGAGUCUUAGCACCGACAAGCUGGAGCAAAUUGACGAGGAGUACGAGGGCCGAGACAGCCCGGGCCCCAGCGACCCUCACGGGGACUUGCGCAACGUUCGCGACUUCUUGGAGACACUAUCAGCGAAGUUGGCUGGGGGGCCGCUGGAGGGCACCAGGGUAGCGCCGCUUUAUGACCAUCCUGCUUAUGAGCGCAUGUUCGCCCGCCACCACGCGGGCCUGCGCGGGUCGCUGGCAGCCCUAUCCACCGCGCUACGAGACGCGCUCACACGUAAGACUCACUGCUAA
Messenger RNA from Amyelois transitella, 759 nucleotides. RefSeq lists its product as uncharacterized. NCBI's taxonomy places the organism in Eukaryota, Metazoa, Arthropoda, Insecta, Lepidoptera, Pyralidae. The record is from RefSeq and is a predicted model, not a curated record. The transcript has 6 exons. Bases 190 to 759 code for a protein of 189 amino acids.